CCCCAGGUCAGCCCCGAUUGAAGAGACCUAUGAUGAAAGGCAUUCCAGCUUUGGCACCAAAGUGACAGUACUUAUAAGCAGAAAAGAUGGGGACAAGAUUGCAACCCUUCUCGACAAUGGGACCAAGGUACAGAUGCACAUUUCACGCCUACAGCCACCAUCCACCCUCAACAUCAGCCGUACAUCCAUAUUGUUCGUAUCCAUAUCAUUCAUAGUUCUGAUGAUUAUAUCCCUUACGUGGCUAAUCUUCUACUACAUCCAACGUUUUCGCUAUGCUCAUGCCAAGGAAAGACUCACGAAACGUCUUGCAAAUGCUGCUAAAAAGACAAUCGCCAAAAUUCCUCAGAGGACUAUUAAAUCUGGAGACAAAGAACUGGAAUCAGAUUAUGACCAAUGUGCAGUCUGUAUUGAGGGCUACAAACCUUCUGAUGUCAUUAGGAUUCUUCCAUGCAAACAUAUUUUACAUAAAUCCUGUGUGGAUCCAUGGCUGUUAGAACAAAGAAGUUGUCCCAUGUGUAAAAUGGAUAUCCUUAGAGCAUAUGGAAUGCCUGUAAAUGGUAGCCAAGAGAGCGUGAACCAAGCAGUAGAAGUAGAAAGUGUCACUACAUCUGGAGGAGUGAUCGAAGACAAUGUCAACGGACGGAAUGACAUGCUGGAGGAGAGCGUUGUUCACUUACAGAGCAGCUCCGUUCAUUUUCGCACAUCUCCAAUUGAAGUGAAAGGCGAAUGCUCUCUAGAGGCAACUGAAAGACUAAUGGAACCAGCAUUGCCUCCGCUGAUGCCGGCUGGCAGUCUCGAGAGCAUCCAUUCUCUUGAUUCCGACUGCAAUGAAUUCCAAUCUCUUAUGAUCAAACCCAAAAAAGCCAGCACAAGUAGUUUAUCACACAAUAAUAUAGCUUAAUGGAAAGCUUUAGAAUAACAAAUACCACUGGAAAACGUAUGUGAUGGCAGAGAAUAAAUGUGAGUAAAAAAAGAAUAACAAAAAAAAAAAACGAAAAUUCUUCUGAUGGAAAUUAAAGCAGAAGAUUUUUUUCUUAUUUUGAACUGGUCAAAAAAAAGACCCAAACAAAUGAAAAAUAUAAAAAUAUCAUUGGCAUUAAUUAAAUAAUGAUAUUGGUGAUAAUGUUUGUUAACAAUCAUAACGACUUUGGACACACACACAUACAUAUAUAUGUGUGCAUGCUUCUCAUACACAGAAUGUUCACAAACUAAGCAGGAAGGAAAGAGGAUAGAUAUAAAAAAAAUAAAUAAAACUUUUUUUAAAAUCCGAGAUGAAAUGUUCCCAAGUCUUGGAUGAUAUCUGAAAUUUAUAUUCCCCGGUUUAAAGAAAUAAAGAAGUUUUUUUGAAAAUAAUUGAAUUAAGAAAAAAAAUAAAAAAAGGAUUCUGGAAAUCAAUUGAUGUGCUUCUUUAUAAAUAUAAUGACUAUUAUAAUGAUA
Octopus sinensis (East Asian common octopus) is the source of this 1437-nucleotide messenger RNA. Its product is annotated as RING finger protein 150-like. NCBI's taxonomy places the organism in Eukaryota, Metazoa, Mollusca, Cephalopoda, Octopoda, Octopodidae. The record is from RefSeq and is a predicted model, not a curated record. The coding region runs from base 134 to 901 and encodes 255 amino acids. The transcript has 6 exons.